This is a messenger RNA of Purpureocillium lilacinum, 1140 nucleotides long. RefSeq names its product erg26, C-3 sterol dehydrogenase. Lineage: Eukaryota; Fungi; Ascomycota; Sordariomycetes; Hypocreales; Ophiocordycipitaceae. Gene Ontology annotation, molecular function: 3-beta-hydroxy-Delta5-steroid dehydrogenase (NAD+) activity. The record is from RefSeq and is a predicted model, not a curated record. Gene Ontology annotation, biological process: steroid biosynthetic process.
AUGGCGCCCACGCAGCAGCCCCGCGGCGGCGACGACCUCGGCCACGUCCUCGUCAUCGGCGGCAACGGCUUCCUCGGCCACCACAUCGUGACGCAGGCCCUCACGAGCCCCAAGUGGUCCGCCCGCGCCGUCACCUCGGUCGACCUGCGCUGCGACAAGAACCGCGUCGCCGGCGCCGCCUACCGCGAGUGCGACAUCACCGACGAGCCCCGCCUGCGCGCCCUCUUCGAGGAGCUGCGCCCGGACGUGGUCAUCCACACGGCCAGCCCCGUCGCCAGCGGCGAGACCAAGGUCGCCCGCGACCUCUACAAGAAGGUCAACGUGGGCGGGACCGCCGCUGUCGUCGCCGCCUGCCAGGCCGCAAAGGUCAAGGCCCUCGUCUACACUAGCUCCGCCAGCGUCAUCAGCGACAACGAGUCGGACCUGCGCAACGCCGACGAGCGCUGGCUCGUCAUCCGCGGCGCGCUGCAGCGCGAGUACUACUCCGAGACCAAGGCCGCCGCCGAGGAGCUCGUCAUCAAGGCCAACCGCCAGUCCCCCUCCAACCUCGUCACCACGGCCCUCCGCCCCGCCGGCAUCUUCGGCGAAGGCGACGCCCAGACCCUCGCCGGCUUCCUGCGCGCCUACCGCACCGGCAAGACCAACAUCCAGCUCGGCGACAACACCAACAUCUUCGACUUCACCUACGUCGGCAACGUCGCCCACGCCCACCUCCUCGCCGCCCGCGCCCUGCUCCUCACCGCCCGCGCCGCCACCGCGCCCCUCGACCACGAGCGCGUCGACGGCGAGGUCUUCUUCAUCACAAACGACGCCCCCUGCUACUUCUGGGACUUCGCCCGCGCCGUCUGGCGCGCCGCCGGCCACGACAAGGGCACCGAGGGCGUCUGGACCCUGUCCCGCGGCCUCGGCACCACCAUGGGCUUCGCCAGCGAGGUCGUCUUCGGCAUCCUCCAGAAGCCCCCCACCUUCACCCGCCAGCGCGCCGUCAUGUCCACCAUGACGCGCUACUACAACAUCACAAAGGCCAAGACGGUCCUGCGCUACGACCCCCCCUGGACCCUGCAGGACGGCGUCGACAGGGGCGUCGCCUGGUUCCUCGAGCAGGACAAGAAGGCUGCUGCCGCCGUCAAGGCGCAAUGA